AUGGCAAUUUCAAGAUUAAGCUUUGCUUGUAGACUCAGCUUCCCUUUUAGGCCACCUCUUUUUCGCUGCAUUCGAAAAUUUAGAUUCAGUUCAGUUGCAGCAAUUGAAACCUUUGAUGAUCAAGAGAAUGUUAUCAAUGACAAGAAUAAAAAUUUCGGGGGCCAUAAGGGGCCGGAGUGGAAGAAAUUGAAUGCCAAGGAACUUGGAAUGAGUACUUCAAUGAUUUCAAGGCCUACAAAGAUGGUCCUUAAUGGACUUAAGAAAAAUGGUAUUCUUUUGACAUUUGUUGUUGGUGAUACUUAUGGAUAUGAGGUUUAUCUUGUGGGAGGUUGUGUCCGGGAUCUUAUUUUAAAGAGAAUACCAAAAGAUUUUGAUGUAAUCACAUCAGCUGAGCUUAAAGAGGUAGUAAGGGCAUUUUCACGGUGUGAAAUAGUUGGCAAACGGUUCCCCAUCUGUCAUGUGCACAUUGGGGAUACUAUUGUGGAGGUUUCGAGUUUUAGCAUCACAGGACGGAAGUUCAGGGUGGAUUUGAGCAAUGACAUCGGUAGUCCCAUUGAUUGUGGUGAGAAGGAUUAUGUUCGUUGGAAGAAUUGUUUGCAGCGGGACUUCACAAUAAAUGGGUUAGUACUUGAAGAUGCAAAUCACGUUUUCUGGUUAGUGAAUUUUGGAUCUCUUGUUUGCAACUCAUCUCAUUCUUCCAAAUGUCUUUGCAUGCAGAUUGAUUUUGUGAAUUUCUUUCAAUAUGUCACAAUAUAUGUUGUCCUCACACCAGCUUCCGUGGGCAUAGCUCGCAUUCUGCGUGCAGUAAGAAUUGCUGCUCGUUUAGGAUUCCGUUUUACACGGGAAACAGCUCAAUUUGUCAAAAAACUUUCUCGCACGUUACUAAGGCUUGACAGGAUGAGAAUCUUGAUGGAGAUGAACUACAUGCUUGCAUAUGGUUCUGCCGAAGCUUCUUUGAGGAUAUUAUGGAAAUUUGGACUUCUCGAACUACUUCUGCCCUUCCAGGCUGCAUAUUUUGUUCGUGAUGGAUUUAAGAGACGGGACAAGAGAUCUAACAUGCUUCUGUGUCUGUUUUCUAACUUGGAUAGACUUCUUGCACCUGAUAGGCCAUGCCACAACAGCUUAUGGAUUGGAAUCUUAGCAUUCCAUAAAGCAUUAUCUGAUCGACCAAGGGACCCUAUGGUGGUUGCGGCAUAUUGUCUUGCUGUCCACAAUGGUGGAGAUAUUUUAGGAGGAGUAAACAUGGCGAGGAAGUUAACCAAGCCCCAUGAUGCCAGCUUUCAUGAGUUAUCUGAACCUCAGAAUCUGGACUAUAAGGCACUGGUUGAUGAGGUUGUGGAUUUCGCAGCAUCUGUUAAACAAGUCAUAUAUUGGAUGACCGAUGAGCAUUAUGUUUCACAGGCAAUGGUAGAGUACCCUCAAGCACCGUAUUCGGAUUUGGUAUUCAUUCCGUUGGCAGUGUAUUUAAGAGUGUGCAAGAUUUUUGAAUGUUCAAGAGAGGGCUCAGAGAAAGGAUUUGUGCCAAAGCGAGGUAGAAAGAUUGAUUAUGAGAUGUUGGCUUUGGGAAGCCUGCAAGAAGUUCGGCAUACUUUUGCAAGGGUUGUCUUUGAUACUGUUUUCCCGCUUAACUUAAAUCCAGACCAUGCAAUCCUACAGCAAGACACAGAAAGUUGA
Molecule: messenger RNA, 1674 nt
Organism: Dovyalis caffra
Lineage: Eukaryota; Viridiplantae; Streptophyta; Magnoliopsida; Malpighiales; Salicaceae
Source: the annotation of a GenBank genome assembly